Molecule: messenger RNA, 1611 nt
Organism: Hylaeus volcanicus
Lineage: Eukaryota; Metazoa; Arthropoda; Insecta; Hymenoptera; Colletidae
Product: leucine-rich repeat-containing protein 57
Exons: 2
Coding region: 390-1106 (238 amino acids)
Molecular function (GO): protein binding
Source: RefSeq, a predicted model, not a curated record
GACAGCAUACACCGCCCUUCAGGUUCACUAGACCAAUAUGGCCGACGGGCUGUCAACCGGGUGACACUUCACUCAAUUUUUGUCCGCAUAGGAUGUUCAGAAACUGUUGACAUCCACAAGCAGAACGCGACCACGUGCGUGCAACCGCGAACUGCGGCACUGGUUAAGCCUGCUACGUCUAUCAACACCACGAAUCAUAUCGCUGUAGUGAAAAUUAGACUAAGGAGUGGCGGCGCAACGACUGACUCUGGUACUGGUACAGUGACACACAAAAAUCGACGGUUCGUCGAUGACCGGUACAAUCUCUAACAAAAAAUAGUUCAUUGCCUUGCAAUGAUAACGGUGCCAAAGAGGAGGUUGUGUUUGAAAUAAGGUUGGUGCCAGCUGUCAUGGGGAACUCUGGUUUAAAACAACAUUAUGAGACCGCGAAGAAGACCGGCACAUUAAAUUUGUCCCAGGGAAAACUAGACGAAUUCCCGCAGAAUCUACGUGCUCUGGCGCCGUUAUUACGCACGUUAGACCUAUCCAAAAACAAAUUUGUUCGAAUUCCGAACGAUAUCGGUAACUUUACAUUGUUAAAACAAUUAAAUAUCAGUCAUAAUAAAUUGACCGAGUUGCCUGAAGUUCUUGGUGCCUUGACGAAAUUAGAAGGUUUAAAUGCAGCCUCAAACCAGAUCAAAAGCAUUCCAUGGCCUUUAUCGAAACUAACACGUUUGAAACAAGUUAAUCUGUCCGACAAUCAGAUUACUGAAUUUCCUCUAAUGUUUCGUGAUUUAAAGUUUUUGGAUAUGCUAGAUCUGUCUCGGAAUCGAAUAACAACGAUUCCCGAUGCCGUCGCAGCGUUGCAUGUGGUUGAACUUAACCUCAAUCAGAAUCAGAUAUCGGCAAUUUCGGAGAAAUUGGCUGAAUGUCCGCGUUUGAAAACGCUAAGGCUGGAAGAGAAUUGUUUGCAGUUGAACGCAAUACCCAUUAAAAUUUUAAAAGAUUCGAAUGUUUCGGUACUAGCUCUCGAGGGGAACUUAUUUGAGAUGAAAGAAUUUGCCGAUGUCGAUGGUUACGACAACUACAUGGAAAGGUACACCGCGGUUAAGAAAAAGAUGUUUUAAGGAACGUUAUUAUUUAGGUGGACAUUUUUGUGACAUACCGAUUAAUCCGCGUGAAGUAUGUAAAUUAUGUAAACAUGUUACGAAAUAAUAGCUAUUAUGCGAUUCUCUAUAACUUUGUAAAAAAAAUAUUCGUAUCAUAUACGCGCAAUUAUAGCAUUCAAUACUUGUGAUAAUGUAAUUGUACAAAUAAAAUGUAUCAAUCGAUUAAUUGUGACGAUAAAUCGAGGUAUUCAUAUUUUUCAUACAUAGACGAAUGUUUAAAAUCAAAUUCGUGUUCGUAUAGAAUGUUCAUUGCAAUACUGUACUCAAUGAACAGUAUCGAAAUUGUAUUACCAUUAGUAUAGCCUUUAUUACUAGACUAUAUUAUACCGUUUUUAUUGCGUUCCCGCAAAACAGUGCCCUACUUUGUAUUCUAUAAUUAAGUAUACAUUUCAUCGUCGAUAUUUCUAUACAUAGUUUAUACAACUCUAGGGUAUAUACACAAGUAAAGCGAAUUAAUAAUUUA